AUGUUUGUACCUCCAAGUACAAGUAAACCGUUUGUACCUCCAAGUACAAGUAAACCGUUUGUACCUCCAAGUACAAGUAACCCGUUUGUACCUCCAAGUACAAGUAACCCGUUUGUACCUUUAAGUACAAGAAAACUGUUUUUACCUCCAAGUACAAGUAAACCGUUUGUACCUCCAAGUACAAGUAACCCGUUUGUACCUCUAAGUACAAGUAAACCAAUUGUACCUCCAAGUAUAAGUAAACCGUCUGUACCUCCAAGUACAAGUAACCCGUUUGUACCUCCAAGUACAAGUAAGCCGUUUGUACCUUCAAGUACAAGUAACCCGUUUGUACCUCCAAGUACAAGUAAACCGUUUGUUUCUCCAAUUACAAGUAAACCGUUUGUACCUCCAAGUACAAGUAAACCGUUUGUACCUCCAAGUACAAGUAAACUGUUUGUAUCUCCAAGUACAAGUGAUCCGUUUGUACCUCCAAGUACAAAGCCGCCAAAAUGUUUCACCAUAAUCAAACUUAACUACCAGCAGAGGAAGGCCGUUGGGAAACCAAAGAGUUGA
Messenger RNA from Mizuhopecten yessoensis (Yesso scallop), 555 nucleotides. RefSeq names its product platelet glycoprotein Ib alpha chain-like. The transcript has 2 exons. The record is from RefSeq and is a predicted model, not a curated record. Lineage: Eukaryota; Metazoa; Mollusca; Bivalvia; Pectinida; Pectinidae. The coding region runs from base 1 to 555 and encodes 184 amino acids.